AUGGGCGAAGCUACUCCUGCAAGCGCAACUCCUUCUUUCGACGGCAUAAUCAUUGGCGCUGGUAUUUCUGGUAUCAAUGCUGCAUAUCGGCUAGCGAGUGAUUUCCCUGAUUACCGAUAUGCCAUAUUAGAAGCUCGGGAUAGCAUAGGGGGCACUUGGGACCUUUUUCGCUAUCCGGGAAUUCGCUCUGACUCUGAUCUUUAUACCUUUGGUUUCCCUUGGUAUCCCUGGAAUCAGCCAAACCCGAUUGCCGAAGGAAAGAAUAUUGUAGCAUAUCUCAAAGAUGCUGCAACCGCCCAUAAUAUCACCCCUCACAUUCUUUUUCAACAUAGUGUGCAAUCUGCUGAAUGGGAUCAACAGAUGUGGACGAUUGAUGUUGACCAUGAUGGUACCGAAGCUCGGUUUUCUGCGAAGUUUCUGAUCUUUGGAACAGGUUAUUACGACUAUCAUAAGGCGCUACAGACGAUGAUUCCUGGUAUACAAGACUUUCAAGGCAAUGUUAUUCACCCGCAAUUCUGGCCAGAAGAUUUUGACUAUACCGACAAGAGCAUUAUCGUCAUCGGCAGUGGCGCUACCGCCGUAACUCUGGUCCCGAAUUUAGCCAAAAAGGCAAGCCGCGUUACCAUGCUGCAACGGAGCCCGUCUUACAUUUUCUCCCUUCCAAAUUCUAUGAAGAGAGGCUGGCUGAGUCGGAUUCUACCAACCAAGAUCGCGUACUACUUUAACCGAAUGUGGUAUCUUGGUUCCGCCCAGUUUAUGUUCAGAUUCUCCCGAUGGUAUCCUGCUGCUGUGAGGGCGGCUAUCGAAAAGAAGACUUCAGCACAACUUCCCUUGGGCAUUCCGUUGAAUCCACAUUUCAACCCACGCUACAACCCAUGGGAACAGAGACUUUGUCUUUGCCCUGACGGUGACUUUUUCAAAGCCCUUUGCUCUGGAAAGGCUCAGGUGGAGACAGGAAUCAUCGAAACAAUUGACUCGGAUGGGAUCCAGUUGACCUCAGGUCAAAGGCUAUCCGCUGAUACCAUCAUCACAGCAACGGGCCUCAAACUGCAGCUGGCGGGUGGUAUUCGCAUAAUAGUGAAUGGAGAGAAGUUUGAUAUGUCAAAGAAGUAUAUGUGGAAUGGCCUGAUGCUCCAAGACCUUCCUAAUGCUGCCAUUCUGCUGGGAUAUACCAAUGCCUCUUGGACAUUGGGUGCGGAUGCUAGUAUGUUGUCUAUUUGUCGACUGCUCAAGCUCAUGGAAAGCAAAGGCUAUUCCGUUGCUUGUCCUGAUCUCUCAGAUUCGACGCAACUUGAGCCAGGUCCGAUACUAAAUCUGAAUUCCACCUACAUCACGCGCGCGAACGAACAAUUGCCCAAAGGAGCGUCUCAGCGACCGUGGAUCGGUCGAGCAAAUUACUUUUCUGAUUUGUACUUUGCAAAAUUUGGUGAUCUUUCUCAAGGAUUGAAGCUUUCUUCCUGA
Messenger RNA from Penicillium cosmopolitanum, 1461 nucleotides. RefSeq names its product flavin-containing monooxygenase. NCBI's taxonomy places the organism in Eukaryota, Fungi, Ascomycota, Eurotiomycetes, Eurotiales, Aspergillaceae. The record is from RefSeq and is a predicted model, not a curated record. Bases 1 to 1461 code for a protein of 486 amino acids. The transcript has a single exon.